This is a messenger RNA of Candidula unifasciata, 1346 nucleotides long. The record is from the annotation of a GenBank genome assembly. Lineage: Eukaryota; Metazoa; Mollusca; Gastropoda; Stylommatophora; Geomitridae.
AUGAGGAGGACCCUGCAGACAGUUUUAACUGUAUCUGCUAGACAUUUCAGUAAAAGUACAGUGAUUGACAAUCCAUUGCUGAAGUCACCACAGGUUACACUUCCACUGAAUUUUGUGCAAGGACGCAGAGUAGACAGCCAUGGCUCUUCAUCUUUCCCACUUAUAGCUCCAGCUUAUGGUAUGAAGCUGCGAGACAUCGCUAACUCAAAUGAAAAUGACGUUGAUCAAGCAGUGAAAGCUGCUAAAACCUCUUUCAGAGCGUGGAGUGAAUGGUCUGGGUUUGACAGGGGGCUGGUUUUGAAGCGGGCAGCUGCUAUUAUAAGGAAAAGAGCUGAAGAAUUAGCUCGAACAGAAGUGCUGGACACUGGAAAGCCAAUAUGGGAAGCACGUGUUGAUAUUUUGGGGUGUGCAAACACACAUGAUUAUUAUGGGGGUUUGGCAGCUAAUAUUACUGGGGAUUUCCUGCGUCUGCCUGGUGGGAGUUUUGCCUAUACCAUCAGAGAGCCUUUAGGUGUUGUUGCAGCCAUUGGAGCGUGGAAUUACCCUUUUCAGAUGGCCUCUUGGAAGUCAGCCCCUGCUCUGGCUUGUGGUAACACAGUAGUUUUCAAGCCUUCAGAAAGCACACCCCUCACUGCUGUUAUGUUAGCGGAAAUCUUUGUGGAAGCAGGUCUUCCAGAGGGAUGUUUUAAUGUGGUUCAGGGAGAUGGUAAAACAGGUCAACUGUUAAGUUCUCAUCCCCAUGUUGCCAAGGUUUCUUUCACAGGAAGUGUACAAACAGGCAGCAAAAUUAUGGCAUCUUGUUCAAAGGAUGUGAAACAUGUGACACUAGAACUCGGAGGCAAAUCCCCACUGAUCAUCUUUGCAGAUGCUGAUAUGGAGAAUGCUGUGAAAGGUGCUAUUUUGGCAAACUUCACUAACCAAGGACAGGUGUGUUCCAAUGGGACUCGAGUGUAUGUUGAAGAGAGAGUGGCUGAUGAAUUCUUGAGUGCUUUGAUAGACCGGGUGGCCCAGAUGAAGGUGGGAAAUCCCAGCCAUGAGGAGACAACUGUUGGUGCCACCAUCAGCGCUGAUCAUGCCAAGAGGGUUUUGGGCUACAUUGACCUGGCGAAGAAAGAAGGAGCAACAGUUGCAUACGGAGGUGAACGUGUACAGCUGGACGACCCUAGUUUGGCCGGGGGCUACUAUUUACGGCCGUGCAUUCUGACAGCUUGUCGGGACAACAUGACUGUUGUGAAGGAGGAAAUCUUUGGGGCUGUCAUGUCUGUGCUCACUUUCAGCUCUGAAGAUGAAGUCAUAACUCGGGCAAAUGAUUCAGAAUAUGGGUUGGCUGGAGGCGUUUUCACAAA